Messenger RNA from Populus euphratica (Euphrates poplar), 1180 nucleotides. RefSeq names its product Nucleic acid-binding, OB-fold-like protein. The record is from RefSeq and is a predicted model, not a curated record. Gene Ontology annotation, molecular function: tRNA binding. Lineage: Eukaryota; Viridiplantae; Streptophyta; Magnoliopsida; Malpighiales; Salicaceae. The transcript has 2 exons. The coding region runs from base 138 to 986 and encodes 282 amino acids.
GUGUUUUUUUCUUUCAAUAUAUAUAAAAACAAAGCAAGAGAGCAGACAGAAAACGGGCCAAAACCAAAAUUGUAACAAGUAGGGAGUCCUAUAUAUAGGGCGAGGGGUGCUUGGUAAGUGAUCGAGUGAAGGAAGUUAUGGCGACGGCAACGGCUACUAUAGCUGCAACAGCUGCUAAGCUUAUAAAAGGCGGGGGAAGUCCACAAAUGCUCCUUUCCUCAUCCAAAUUGGCUUUCGCCUUUUCAUGCUGCCCCAUUAUUAUUCAUGAGAAGAAGAAACCCACAAAUAAUAUUCCACUGCUAAUUUCAUUUUCAGCAGCAAAGCAUAAUUACCAUCUCCACCGUUCAUUUCGCACCACUGCAAAUGUGAAUGCGGAUGCCAUCUCUACAUCAGAUUCAGAACCACAAUCAGGAGGAGGAGGAGGAGACGCUAGCAGUGAUGAUGCUGGUACUUGUAUGAAUAAAAUAAAAGAUGCAGGGAACCUGCUCGACAUAAGGGUCGGGCGCAUAAUCAAAGCGUGGAGGCAUGAGGAGGCUGAUUCCCUCUAUGUGGAACAAGUGGAUGUAGGUGAGGCAGAGCCUCGAAUCAUCUGUAGCGGUCUAGUUAAAUACAUCCCCCUGGACCACCUGCAGCAUAGAGAUGUGGCGGUGCUUGCUAAUCUGAAGCCCAGGAACAUGCGGGGUGUAAAGUCAAAUGGAAUGUUAAUGGCUGCUUCUGAUGCCUCCCAUGAGAAUGUUGAGCUUCUUCACCCACCUGAUGGUUCAAUCCCCGGAGAUAGGAUCUGGUUUGGAUCCCCUGAUGAUCAAACUAACCUUCCCGGUCCUGCCUCUCCCAAUCAGAUACAAAAGAAAAAGAUUUGGGAAUCGGUGCAGCCUCAUCUAAAAACUGAUGAUUCUUGCAUGGCAAUCCUUGGAGGGGAGCAUUUUAUGCGGACAUCUGCUGGGGUUGUUGCAUCCAAAUCUCUGAACAAUGCCAACAUCUCUUGAGAGGAGAAGAUUAGUUAAUUAUUCGUGUUGUUGUUGUUUUCUUUUCAAGUACUUUAUGCUACAUACUAAUGCUUGAUAUUUUCAUCGCCCUUUUCCUCUCACUGAGAAGGAAUAGGGCACGUUUUGUUUUUAGCUCGCUCCUUCGUGUGCACCCUACAAGCUAAGCCUCUCAAGAGUGUUUGCAUUGCUUGUCU